Saccharomycodes ludwigii is the source of this 2817-nucleotide messenger RNA. It is a transcript of the gene DPB11, whose product is annotated as protein kinase activating protein DPB11. Gene Ontology annotation, biological process: mitotic DNA replication checkpoint signaling; mitotic G2 DNA damage checkpoint signaling; DNA replication initiation. The transcript has a single exon. Bases 1 to 2817 code for a protein of 938 amino acids. Lineage: Eukaryota; Fungi; Ascomycota; Saccharomycetes; Saccharomycodales; Saccharomycodaceae. The record is from RefSeq and is a predicted model, not a curated record.
AUGUUAAAUAGUAGCACCAACAACAAGGUCAAAAAUCAAAAGCUGCAUAAUAUUCCACCCCUACUGCAUAAUAUACGAAUAUGUCCCACUGGUAUUUCAUCUGUUUCCACUACUAAAACAUUAAUGAAAAUAUUACACCACAUGGGUGGUAUCUAUUCUCCAAACCUAACCGAUGACGUAGAUAUAUUAUUAAUAUGUGAUGAUAUUUUAACAAAAGAUUGUUUCCAAUCUGAAAAAUAUAACUUCAUAGUGAAUAAGAGAUCGGAUGACAUUAUACUUAUGAACUAUAAUGUUUUAACUACCGUCGUAUAUACCAAAUGGCUAGAUAAUGCAUUUACUACCAUGGUUAAUACUAGUUCUAAAUAUGAUAUUAAAUCAUAUUUGCAAACAAAUUUUUCUAUAAAACCAUUGCAACUUUUUCAUAAAAGUAUAUUUUUAGCCAGGAUAAAUCCAAUUUCUGAUAGUAUUCUGAUAAAUGGCAACUCGAUGGAUCAAAAAUUUUUUAUCAAACUGUGUAGGUCCAUGGGAUAUAAAAAUAGUAUUAACACUCAAUGUUAUAUUCAGCAUUCUUCCCCCGCGGAACAUGUUAUGUUAAGCAAUGAUAUCAAAAGUAGUAGAGUCAAAUGGGCCAUUGAUGAUGGAUUACUUAUCAUUCAUCCCAAGUGGCUCUAUGAUUGUUUUAUAAGGAAUAUGUUGAUCAAUCCCAUGUAUUAUGACUUAAAAAAAAAUUAUGCUAGAAAGUGGGAUGAUAUAGGCGCUAUGCAUGUUAUAGAAUGUUGGAAUAAUCUUGACCAUCAAAAAACAGAGAUGCUACUUGGUGCCAUUAUCAAAAAUGAUGAUAAUAAUAAUAAUAUAUUACACAAUGUACCAUUAAAGAAGAAAAGUAAGCUGCCAAAUGAAAUUAAUAGUACUAACACACAUACUACUUGGGAUAAAAUAUUCGAGAACGGGAACAAUAAAAAUACAUCUCUGGGACUAGAAAAAUAUAAAACAUUGAGUACCAAAAAUAAUGAUCAGUUAUCCCAGACACAAGAUACUGAGCACAAGGUUUUUACUGCUUGUUUUUUCAUAUGCUAUGCGUUUUCCUCAAGACAUUUGAAAGUAUUAACUGAAAUAAUUACCAAAAAUGGAGGAGAUAUUAUGCCAUAUGCUGAUUUGAAUACAAUAUCCACCAAUAAUAAGCACGUUUUUUUUUUAAUUCCACAUGAUUUAGAACUUCAAUCUAUUCCAAAUUCGAUAUUUUCAAAACUUUGUAAAGUUUCAUCUAAAUAUCAAAAAAUUACUGAAUUUUAUAUUGAAAGGUGUUUGCAUUAUAAAAAACUAAUACUUCCCACAGAUCAUUGGUCCAAACCAUUUUUAUACACUAAAAAUUUUAAAUGUAAAAAUACUGCAAACAAUAGUAUAAAAAUAAGUAUUAGUGGUUUUCAAAAUAUUGAAUUAUUGCACAUAACCAAGAUUUUGAAAUUAUUAACUAAGUUAAAUGUUGGUCUGGAAUUUUCCGAAAACUUAAAUAAAAGAACAAAUGUACUAAUUGUGAAUUUAGCCGCAUUAAGCUCUAAAUCUAUAUCAAGAACUAAUCCACUAUGGUAUAAAAACAAAUAUGCAGACUUAUUUCAACUCGAAAUGAAUUUUAAUAUGGAUACUAUUAAUAAUAACGACAUUUCUAUAGUCACCAAAGAAUCCCUAAGGAAAAAAUUGGAGUUUAUUAAAUCAAUUAACCCAAUUCCCUCUGUCACACCGAGUAUUUUAUUUGAAUUAUUUGAAUUAAUUCAUGAAUGUGCUAGUGUUGGUAGUACAAAUUUUAUGAGUAAGCAAAGAUUUAAGAAAUUAUAUUUAAAUGAUCAAAGAUGGUGUAUUACUUAUCCUACUAAUAAUAGGCUAGACAAUGAGACCACUAAUAUCAAUUUGGAUAAUAAUUUGGUAUGGUUUAUUGAGGUAGGGGAUGAUAAUAAUAAUGAUAAUGAUACUGAUAGUAAUAGUAAUAGUAAUAAUAAUCCUAGUUUUAGUAACACCAGUAUAAAUAAGAGUUUGAAAAAUAAACGAAAAGAAGUUUUAAACAAGUUUAAUUCAUCUAAAGAUAUUGAAAGACACCAUAAUAUUAGUAAAAAUAAAAACAUCACCAUUAAUAAUACUAUAGAUCACGAAAAUAUUAAAAGUAAAGCAAGAAAGUUGAGUAAACAAUUGUCAGGUGAUUUACUGGAUAGUGAAAAUUUGUCCAAAAUCUCUGUUGCAAAUUCUAUUCAGGAUACCUGUACUAAUGGCAAGAUAGUUCAUGGUAGUAAUGACAAAAAUAGUCAGAAACAAAAUGUGAACAUGCCUUCGCCUGCUAAAAGAUCUUCUAGUUGGAUUAACUUUGUUAAAAAUGAGUCGCCAGUUAAGAAAAUUAGGCAAGAUUUAAAUAAUUAUUCAUCAAAUAAUUUUAAUAAUAAUAAUGCUAAUGAUAAUGAUGAUAAUGACAACAAUCGUAGUCUUAAUAAAGUGGGCGGUAACACAAAUAGGGAACUAGGGAUAAAAGAUGUUACUUCCAUCCCUACCAAUGAUGUUUCUAAGGACAAUAAGGAAACUACUGUCUGUGUAAAUAAUGGAUACAAUAAUAAGAAUAUUGUACAAAAUUAUUUUGAAGGUGGAAAAGAGGACGAUUAUGAUAAGAAUAAUAUUAAUAAAGAUAGGAGUACUCAAAUUACUUAUGGCGUACCUGUUGUAGAUGGCGGAAAAUCGAAAAAUAUUAACACAGACAACUAUACUAAUGGUAGCGGAAGAUUAACAAGAAAUCAAUUGAAAGCUAGUCUUCGUGGUAGUACCACCACAGGUGUGUAG